CUUAUCUGUAUUUUUAUUGCCUUAUGUUUAACUCGUCUUUUGAUAAUCAGCUUGGGCAAGUCAUUGAGUCGUUAGAGAAACUAAGACAUGAUGCUUUCUAUCGCUCUGGAAGCGAUUCUGAGAAUGGAGAUGCUAAUUCUCGCGUAAUAGAGUUAGAAAGGCAAGUAGCGCAGCUGAGUUUGGAGAAUGAAAGAAUGAGCGCUCAUAUCGAGUACUUGGAAGACAAAAUUAGCUCGUACAUCGAGAAGAGCCUGGAGAACAUAACUCCCUCUCGGGUAGUGAGCGAUAUUCCAGAUGGAAUUGUAUUCGUGUCAAACAGUGAAAGAGGAAAGUGUAUCACGUCUGACCAAGAGAAGCGUUCUUCGAUGUUGUACGAAAAGGUUCCAUUUGUUCUGAAAACAUGUUCUCUUGAGUCAUGUAGCGUAUCUUCCGUGGGUAGUUACAUCUUGAGUACUCCGUCUACAUUAAAUAUUGUCCGUUUAAGUUGGGCGGAUGACAAGAAACCUCACCACGUGUUAAUCAUCAAAAAGAAGUACAACAAUGACGCAUCCAAGGUGUUACGAGUGAUGAUCGACUGGUUCAACAAGCAGGGCAUCCAAGUAAUGGUUGAGCCCGACGUUUACAAGGAGUUGCAGCCCUGCAACGUAGUCACAUGGAAAGAAGAAGAUCGAUACAAUCUCAGCAAUCUGAUCGACUUCGUCGUGACCCUGGGAGGAGAUGGCACCCUUCUCUUUGCGUCCUUGCUCUUCCCUAAAACGGUGCCUCCUGUCAUUUCAUUCCACAUGGGCACGCUUGGCUUCUUAACGCCGUUCUUUGCGGACAAUUUCGUCCCCCCGCUUUCCCAAGUAGUCAGGGGGAAUGUGCCUCUUACCGUGCGGUCGCGUCUGGAAUACAAGAUCGUGAGGUGCCUGCCGCGCUCGACGGUGCGGAAAUCGAUCGACUACUUCGCCGAAGAAGAAGAAGGGAACGAGAAGCCGAGGCCGAAAAUUCUGAACGACAUCGUGAUUGAUCGAGGAACAGCCAGCAGCAUGGUGGAGCUGAAUUGCUAUAUCGAUACCGAUCUGAUCACAACGGUGCACGCGGAUGGGCUGAUCAUUGCCACACCGACGGGAUCCACGGCAUAUUCAAUGUCUGCUGGAGGAUCGAUGGUGCAUCCGCUCACGCCUGGUCUUUUAAUGACACCUAUUUGCCCACACACGCUCUCAUUCCGACAGAUGUUGUUCCCGGAUAGUACGGUGUUGCGUAUUGAAGUAUCGAUGGACAGUCGAUGCACUGCGUCGGUUAGUUUUGAUGGACAGUUCAAAGAAACAUUGAAUCGGGGAGAUGCGCUGAUUAUCCGAACAUCGAAGUACCCUGUCCCCUGCGUAUCUCCCGAUGACAGCAAUCGUGAUUGGUUCAGAAGUGUAAGAGAGAUGCUCCACUGGAACAAAGCUACGUCCUCUUUCAUCCCGUCACAGAAGCAGCGGACUAUAUAA
This is a messenger RNA of Blastocystis hominis, 1475 nucleotides long. RefSeq lists its product as hypothetical. The transcript has 8 exons. Gene Ontology annotation, molecular function: NAD+ kinase activity. Bases 195 to 1475 code for a protein of 426 amino acids. The record is from RefSeq and is a predicted model, not a curated record. Gene Ontology annotation, biological process: NAD+ metabolic process; NADP+ biosynthetic process. Lineage: Eukaryota; Bigyra; Opalinata; Blastocystidae.